AUGGCCGAAUUCUUCUCUUCAACAACGCAACGACUCAGAGAUAUCAAAAGUCUACAACAAGGAGAUACCCAAAUGACAGAAUACAUCAAACUGUUAGAUCAAAUCGACCAAUACGCAGAUCAACAUAGACUAAACAACUAUGAAAGGGUAAUGUUAGUGCGAAUACGACAAGAACUGACUAGUGCCAUGUUGGAUAAUGGCAUGGAUUACAUGCAGAAUGUCAUGAGACGUAUGUAGAUCCACAUGAUGAUGUGGAUAAACAUGAUGAUAAUAGAGCCGAGCUGUUUUUCUGUAUAUAAUAAUAAAGUACUUAACUGUAAUAGUUAUUCGUUACUAAAUAUUCAGUCAAUCCCGAAAAAAUCGAAAUCAAAAACUACGUUUUGAAUUUCCCGCCAAAUUGGCAUUGUGUUUCAAGCUUAUUACUUUACCAUUUUUUGACUUUUACUCAUUUUUAUUUGAUAUACUAGUAGCGUAGCUUAUCUAUAGGCGAAAAAAGUGCUUGAAACACAAUGCCAAAUUUGCCAAGUAGGCGGGAAAUUCAAAUAUUUAAAUGUUAAAACUCAGGAACAUUCGAAUUUUCGGUCGAUUUUGGGAAAUGCAUUCCCAAAAACCAACCAUUUUUACCACCCAUUUUCUAGCUACCGGUCGGCCGAAUGUUGUUGGCAUUAGUCCCGAUCUUAGUCAUGAUACAGAUUGAAGUUCUAGUCAUAUGCAAGCGAAAUAAGCGCAACCAACAAGCCGUGGAUCGACCAGGCGGCGCGUGGAACAAAAAAUUCGACCGGACUGGUGCACCGACCAAGCAAGUGGUAGCAGGACUGCCGAACACCGAGCCUAGUGAGCGAAUUUCCAUGCACGGUAGUUGUCUGGAUGAUGCGUCGUCGGCGGCCAACUUCUUGAAGUCGGGCAUUGGAGCUGGACGUGCCGCGGAAUCCCAGAAGAAACGGGUGGCAUCGAAGGAUAAGGUGGAACAGACGCCAGGUGCGUCGUCGGAACUGGUUGAAGACAAAACCAUGGCUUCUACUACUUUAAAGGCUGUAAGUUUGGGUUAAAUUUGCAUGGCGAGUUAAAGCAAGGGUAGGAUAGGUUAAGUUAGUGUAGGGUAGGGUAAAGUAAGGUAGGGUAGAACAGGGAUAGAAACCUAAAAUUUUUUUUCUAAAUUGAUUUUGAAAAAACAACAGAAUUUUCAAAAAAAAUUUAAUUUUUAAGUUUUACUAAAUAAGAUUGUUAAGAUUGGACCAUCGCAUGUUGACUACUAUAACAUAAGUUCAAAGUUUUCGAAAAAAUAGAAAAAUGUUUAAAUUUUUUCGUUUAAAAAAUAAUUUUGAAUUCCAGAAGGACCCAUCGCACGAUGUCAUACUCGAGCCCACCCAAAUGUCAUCGAAGAAAAAGCGAAAGAACGACGACGGGGGGUCCUGCGACAAUCUGAUACAGGACACACAGUCAUCUUAUGCACCAUGA
Molecule: messenger RNA, 1458 nt
Organism: Bursaphelenchus okinawaensis
Lineage: Eukaryota; Metazoa; Nematoda; Chromadorea; Rhabditida; Aphelenchoididae
Source: the annotation of a GenBank genome assembly